GUUGCAUGUACAAUUUCUCCUCUCAAAAAAUGAAAAAAAGGAGCCAUCUCUUAAUUUUGAAGUUAUGAAUGUGUGCAAUUCCCUUCCCAUUUCACAGUCAAGUCCUUAUCCCUAAGUGACUAAGUCUCAAUUAUACACAUUUCCCAUCCCUUUCAAUUUCUCACCUAUAUAUUUUACUACAUCUCUCCAUCAACAAAUUCAAGACUUGUUCAAUGCCUCGCCCUCUCACCCACUUCUGCUCCCUUCCCAACCCUAAACUCAACCCAUGGAGUGAUGAGUAUGUGGGAAAGAGAGGGACGGCGAGAUGGAAUCCGACGCCGGAGCAAGUGCAAGCUCUUGAAGAGAUGUAUCGGCGCGGAACACGAACGCCGUCUGCGGAACAAAUCCAGCAGAUUGCAGCCAAGCUGAGAAGAUUUGGAAACAUACAAGGCAAGAAUGUGUUUUAUUGGUUUCAAAACCACAAAGCUAGAGACAGACAGAAGAAACGUCGUCAGCUUGGACUCUUAUCUCCCACAAAACAAUCAGAAUUAAGCAGCAAAUACUUGGAAAUAGAGCAAUCUAAGAAAGUGGCUACAAUGUCAAAUUCCAUCACAGCUUCAAAGUACUAUGGAGGAGGAGAGGUGGAAGAGUGCAAGAGUGAGAGGUGGGCACAAUUGGAAUUGCAGCAACAGAGACAGAAUCUGAAACAAGAAAGCGACACAUUAACUGAAACCAGACACUGCACAACAGUAUCAAGAACACUGCACAACUUUUAA
This is a messenger RNA of Salvia hispanica, 755 nucleotides long. RefSeq lists its product as uncharacterized. Gene Ontology annotation, molecular function: DNA binding; DNA-binding transcription factor activity. Gene Ontology annotation, biological process: plant organ development. The record is from RefSeq and is a predicted model, not a curated record. Lineage: Eukaryota; Viridiplantae; Streptophyta; Magnoliopsida; Lamiales; Lamiaceae.